ACAGGUGGUGGCCCAAGAGGCUGUAACUUGCCAAUUCCCUAUCUAGAACAAUCUUUCUGUUUCUUUUUUCUUGCACCUUGAAAAAAACAGGUCAGUCAUCCUGUGGAAUACUCGGCCUUCUGGGUUUGUCUCAUUGUCUGCUCAGGGCAUCGUUUAAUUUGUUCUGUCCUCUGGUUUUUAGUAAUUGAGGAGUUGGGGCUAGAGGCCCUAUCAGAUCCAGGUUAAGCAUCUUUGGCAGGGAUCCCUUGUCAGUGGUGCUGUGACUUUUGGCUGCCUCACAUCAGGAGGCAUCAGUGUGUCAAGGCCAUCUGUCCUGUGGUUAGUGAGGGGGACAGACCCGUGUGUGGCCUUGUGAUGCCACAUCCCCCUAUUGCAAACUUGUGUUAAUCCCCAUUAAGAACAUCAGGUCAUCCAUUGGUGGCACUUGGGCAUCUGUGUGUAUCUACUUCCACACGCCUUUCCUUGGUGGUUCAGCAUCUUCUCACUGUUGUUGCCUCUGGCAUUUGUUUCUUUAGGUGCUGCAGAAUUACUUGACAUUUGGUUGUUCCUUUGUUAUUUAUUAGUAAGGAAUCUGUAGUGAAAAGGAGCUUUCCAUUAACCACCAGGGCAGUUUGCUUACAAGAAAGGCUGAGGGACAGGUAGAAUUAUUUCUSUUUAAGGGGCACUGCUGCCAUCAGUGGUGAUACAUGAGGGUUUGUGUUUGUUUUGCUUUCCUUGUUCUUCUUUUUUUGUAAUCUCUCUGAAUGCUCUGAUUUUACGUAUUCCAUCUGUUUCCAUCAGUUGUGCUUCUUAUUCUUUUUGAUGCUUAGAUAGGACCAGCUCAGCCCAUCAGAGGUAUCCUUAGGACACCUCACACUUGCUUCUGCACCGAGACAGCCUUUGAUGAGCUGAGCCAGUGCAGGGUCUGGAUGGUGGGUUCAGAUGGGAUAACAUCCUCUCCAUGGGCCUCUGUUCUGUAUGUGGCUCUGACUGAUCACUAGGGGGAAAGCKCUAAGGAUAGAGUUAUCUCUUGUGGUCCCCUGUUCUUUCCUAUCUCCAAGCAUGCUGUUGACUGACCAGCACACAGUUGCACUGGGUUUGUGACCUGAAUAAUAUGUAUGACUCCUGGGUCUACCUUCAGGGUCAGCAAUGCCAGAACUGGCCCCUAAAAAUUAAUAAAGUUCCCUUUCUCUUCAGGCUGUUUCCUGCCAGUCUCAAGUGGGUUGGGCACUUGACCUAUGUUGGCACUUUGGCACCAGAAACUUAGCAUGUGCUGGCAGGGCCCUGGGUUCAGUAGGGGGUCAGGAAGGGGUGAGGGCUCUUGAUGUCUGUGGUCAGUGGCUGAAGGGGUCAGGCAGACCCCUGUGCAAGGGGAUGCAGGCCCCAUUUGGGCUGCUGAAAGCAGCAGCAGUUUGAGUCUUUCCUAAGCAAAGUCCUCUGCUCUCUCCCAGUCAUGGGCUCAUGGGUGAUCCUGACCACUGCCCUCUCCAUCCCCCAUCCUUCAGGUUCCUGCUUGUGUCCCUGGAGCAUGGGAGGCUGCUGAGCUGGAGCGGAGGUAUACAGCAGGAGCUGUGUGUUUCACUCGGUGGCAGGGAGGGCGUCCAUGGCUGCAGCCAAUAAGGGCAAUAAGCCCAGAGUCCGGAGUAUCCGCUUUGCAGCAGGCCAUGAUGCCGAAGGCUCCCAGAGCCAUGUCCACUUUGAUGAGAAGCUACAUGAUUCAGUGGUCAUGGUCACCCAGGAGGGUGACAGCAGCUUUCUGGUCAAGGUUGGCUUCCUGAAGAUCCUGCACAGGUAUGAGAUUACCUUCACUCUGCCCCCAGUGCGCAGGCUGAGCAAGGACAUCCGGGAGGCACCUGUUCCCAGCCUUCACCUCAAGCUCCUCAGCGUCAUGCCCAUCCCUGAAGGUUACAGCAUCAAGUGCGAGUACUCUGCACACAAGGAGGGCGUCCUCAAAGAGGAGAUGCUCCUAGCCUGCGAGGGUGGCACUGGUGCCUGUGUGCGGGUGACGGUACAGGCACGUGUCAUGGACCGACACCACGGCACACCCAUGCUACUGGACGGUGUCAAGUGUGUGGGUGCAGAGCUGGAGUACGACUCUGAGCAUAGUGACUGGCAUGGCUUCGACUGAGGCCCGCACCCGGCCGACCUGUCUUGGGGCCCCUCAGCCUUAAACCCCACCUGGUCUCCCAACAUGCUGCGUGAUGAUGUGGCUUCCUCACCCCAUCCCCAGGUGGGCGAAGGGGUGGUGUUGGGGCCUCGCCCACACCUUUCACCUCUGCCUUCAUUCUGCCACUACCCUGCCUCUCCUGUGUUCUAUUCUCCCACUUCCUCCUCUCCGUGUGCCUCAGUCUCCUGCCAGAAGAAAUGGGUUGAGCCCCCAAGGAGGCUAUCUAAGGAGGGGAAGGGGAGAUUCUGGGGUGGGUUCUACCCACUCUCCAUCCCAAGCCAUGUGGGCUCCAGUCAGGGUCUGGGAGAGGACUGAGUGGCUCUGUGAUGCCAACACCCCAUUACUGCUGCUGCUGCCUGGAUGCCUCAGCCACCUCUCCCACCCCUGCCUCUUCCCCACUGCUACCCAUGUGAGUAGGAGGGAGGCGCAGUUCCCAGCUCCUACCCCUCAGGUCUGAGUUACUUGGUUUUUAAAUGACUGGUUGGGUUAGAACCCAUAAGAAAUAAAAACUUAAAUGGA
Messenger RNA from Urocitellus parryii (Arctic ground squirrel), 2665 nucleotides. It is a transcript of the gene Adissp, whose product is annotated as adipose secreted signaling protein. NCBI's taxonomy places the organism in Eukaryota, Metazoa, Chordata, Mammalia, Rodentia, Sciuridae. The record is from RefSeq and is a predicted model, not a curated record.